AUGUUCACUACAACAAUCCUCCUCGCUCUAGUUCCUUCAAUAGCACUAGCAGCACCACACCAACGGCAUCGCGCAGGCGCGGACCAAGGACAACAACAGGGUGGCAUGGGCUGUAUGCAACAACAGAACCCUGGCAAUCCUGCUGUGGGCAAGGCCAUCUAUAUGUUGACCAACGAUGUCGAAAAUGCCGUUGUUGCACUACCGAUUGGAGCUGAUGGUAUGCUCUCCGAGGGUAAAACUACGAAGACAGGUGGUGCGGGAUCUGUUGCUGUUGAUGCGGAGGGAAAGCCGGCAACGCCUGAUGCGCUCGUUGGCCAGUCUGCUUUGACUGUUGUUGGGAAUAACCUGUUCGCUGUGAACGCCGGCUCCAACACCCUUACCAUGAUGACCAUAUCAUCUAACGAUCCCACAUCGCUUGCCUGCGCUGGUAAGCCGGUGGCCAUACCCGGCGAAUUUCCCAACACAGUCGCUGCUUCUGCGAAGAACAAGCUCGCAUGCGUCGGCACAACAGGUGCUGUAGCGGGAAUAUCCUGCGCUUCCUUCUCCUCGCAAGGACUCGGGCAGAUGGAUGGCCUUCGACCUUUCAAUCUCGGACAAAGCACACCGCCUGUAGGACCACUGAACACAGUUUCACAGACUUUCUUCUCAUCUGAUGAAUCUGCUCUCUUCACGACCGUCAAGGGCGACCCGACAGUGAACAACACGGGCUUCCUCUCCACCUACGCAGUGCAAGCUUCAAACGGGGCAGCUACUCUAUCCAAGAAAGACGUUCGUAGCUCACCCGAGGGAACUGCGGUGCUCUUCGGCUCAGCUACCAUGCCUAACGAUCCAUCUUCCCUCUUCGUCACUGACGCUUCGUUCGGUGCUGCAGUCCUGUCAGUCGACUCCAAAGGGCAAGCAACGGUCAAAGGAUCACAAGCCAUCGAUGGCCAAGCAGCAACCUGUUGGGCUACAAUCUCCGACACCACAAAAAGCGCCUUCGUAACAGAUGUCGGUGUGAAUCGUGUUGUCGAGAUGAGUCUAGACGACGCAAGCAUCAUUAUGCAGCUUGAUUUAUCUGCCAACGGCGACCCUGGUCUUAUUGAUCUCCGUGCUGCAGGAGAUUUCGUCUACGCACUAAGCCCAGGUAAUGGAACGACGAAUGCGGCGAUUACGGUGCUGGAUGUAUCUGGAGGCCAAGGUUCGAUGAAGCAGGUGCAGCAUUUUGACUUGGGUGGGGUGGCAGGAAAAACAGCUCAAGGCAUGGCUGUGAUGAUGUGA
Alternaria atra is the source of this 1260-nucleotide messenger RNA. RefSeq lists its product as uncharacterized. The transcript has 2 exons. Gene Ontology annotation, molecular function: protein binding. Bases 1 to 1260 code for a protein of 419 amino acids. The record is from RefSeq and is a predicted model, not a curated record. Lineage: Eukaryota; Fungi; Ascomycota; Dothideomycetes; Pleosporales; Pleosporaceae.